AUCUUGCGGUUUGAUUGGAUGGGGAUGACUUCAUCAUUUAGUAAAUAAGAAAAAAAUAACUUUUUUGAUCAAGAUGACCUCACCUGCGUAGAAUACCAAAAAUAGAAUAAUUAAAUACCUGCUUACGGACCAAAUCUGGUUGUAAACGAAAUAAGUAAGAAGUAUCGAAGGACUGUGUUGUAAAUCUUGAAAAAAAAAAUGAAGUCAAAAACUAUUACACCAAAUGGUGCCAAGGGUGAAAAAUCCUCUCAGCCUGACCAAUGACUAGACAGUGGUGUCCCAGACACUGGUAACCAUGUCAACCAGACCACCUGUUGCCUAGGUAACAGAAUGACCAACAGUGUGAUGGACAUAUCAAAUCAUGCUGGACCAGUAGUCAGUAAUGAGUUUGACGGAGAUGGAUCAGAGGAGAGCUUACAUUGCGAGGAGUUAUCGGAUGCCAGUCCGGAUUGUGGUUGGAUUUUACUGGAUCAGGAUGUUCUCGCAUCACUUCUGAGGAAUGGCUUGGAUAAGAUAUUGCUCAUUGACAGUCGGUCAUUUCUGGAGUACAACGAUUCACGUAUUCAACAGUCUGUAAAUCUCUGCUGCUCAAAACUUGUAAAACGGCGACUUCAACUGGACAAGGUUCACAUCAGAGACCUUGUGACCCAGACCUGCCAUAUUGACCUUGAGGAGUACUCGGAUGUGAUAGUGUACGACCAGUGUACCGAGUCUCCGGAACUCCUAACGCCAGACAACUUCCUGUCUAUUCUACUGCGGAAACUAGUCAUGUGUACAACUUUUAACAGUGUAUCCCUCCUCAAAGGUGGUUACUUGGCAUUCCAAGCCAUGCAUCCCUCUCUGUGUGAGAACAAGUCCAGCAACAACUACAAAUGUACCCCCCUCACCUCCCUCUCGCAGCCCUGCAUGCCCGUGGCCAACAUCGGCCCCACACGGAUCCUUCCAUUCCUUUAUCUCGGAUCACACAGAGACGCCAUGUCUCAGGAAACUAUACAGAUUAAUGACAUAUCCUAUGUCCUCAAUGUCAGCAUCACCUGUCCCAAGUCUCCAUACGUACAGGACGGGCAUUUCCAUCGCAUUCCAGUCAACGACAACUACAGUGCUAAGCUGUUACCAUUCUUCCAUCAAGCAUUCCAAUUUAUAGAUAUGGUGAGGGAGGCUAAUGGUUGUGUGAUGAUACACUGUCUGGCCGGUAUCUCGAGGUCUCCCACUCUGGCAAUUGCCUACGUUAUGAAGUAUUUACACAUGUCAUCAGAUGAUGCCUACAGGUACGUGAAGGACAAACGUCCCACCAUCUCGCCAAACUUUAACUUCCUUGGGCAGUUACUGGAGUACGAGAAGUUUAUGAAGCAGGAGGAGGAGGCUGUGAAACAGAGGCGGGAUUCCGGGGGAUCUCUCAGUGACGGAAAAUCAACACCUAUCAUCAUGGACCUUCAGACAUGUAGCCCUUCAUCUCCAAUCGCGAAAGUGACAAAACCGUUCUCAUUCGAUACUCAGUGGACUCCUCGCUCCCUCGAAUGUGAUCUGAAGCGUGACACAAAUGACAACCUGCCAUUAUUGGCUGAUUCGGACACAUGGGACAAUUAUCAGUGUGAAGCAUCGAAUAUGGAGAUGGACUUCCCAGAGAAGAAAAAAUUCAGUGACUCUGGUAUGUUGUGUAGUAAUUUUCUCCCUCCCUCAGAUAAUGCCCCAGUGACACCUAGUGCUGAGUUACCCCCCUUUCCUUUUGGUGAUUCAACAAUCAGCAAUGGACAUCAGUCUGACUCACAACAAGACCUAAAAAUUCAAAAAGAUUGCAAGAGGAAAUCACCCUCCCCAGCCCCUAAGUCUCCUGUGAGCAGAUCUUUCACCUUAUCAUUAAGUCCUGUGUCUCUUCCCUCAGAAGGAGUUAACGCCUCCAGGGACAGAAAAAGAUCUUUGGGAUCCCCAAUGACAAAACCACCCAGCCUGGUGUCUCCUUUAUCAAGAUCUCCUGGGAAAACCUUUGUCAGACCAUUCAGUCUGCCCCUAUCUCCUGUUCUUUCCCCAGGAUCACCAGAAACCAGCGAAUCUGCCAACUCGGAUCCACUCAUCAAGGAUUCAUCCAGUCACCAACAGGAGGUGUCUGCUCAAGGGCAUGAUGGGAAGGUGGCAGCUGUGACAAAACCAUUCUCAUUACCAUUAUCUAGUGUGAAUGUUCCUGAUGCUGGGGACAGUGUUAGUAACCAGCAGAAAAAAUUCAAACAAGAGAGAAACUUCUCCUUACCACUGACAUCUCACUCUCAGAAGGAAGGAUAUCAGUCAGAACAGACAGCUGGUAAAUCUCGUCCAUUUGUUCUACCCAUAUCACCUCUUGUCUCCUCGGAAAAAAAUUUAUCUGUCCUGGAAAUCACCUCAUCUUCAUCUUCAGGUGCACCGACUCCGAUUAAAAGUCCAUCAAGGUCAUUCACACUACCACUGUCUACAGUCAGUCUACAAAAGAAUCAGGGACACAAGCCAGCAAUGGAUUUACCUAGUCCAUGUCAACCAAGUCCAUGUCUGGAAUUACCCAGUCCAUGUAACCCAGAUUUGACAUUGUUAACUAGAGUGACAGAAAGCACAUCGUUGUCAAUGUCAUAUGAUUCACACACAAGAAAAUCUCAACCAAAACUUGAUCUCAGUUUGUCUACUAUCUCCCCCGUGUCUCAGUCAAAGAGUUGUGAAACCUCAGGGGCUGCCCUCCCCUCCUCAUUAACACGAUCCACUCCUCAUGUAACAUUACCCCAAACCCUGAGUUUACCUUGUAGAGCCUCUGAGUUGCGAAACCAGACAUCACAGACGAUAUAUUCACCCUCUGCUGCCCUCGCUGACCUACAUUUCAGUCAGUCGAUCCCAGAGAAAGCGGACAAACCGACCCCACUGCAACAAUUCCCAUCUACCUCUCUCCACAAGCUUGACUUCACUCCUUGUUUUGCAACAGAAAACAAAACCAAGGAAACUGUGUGUUCAAUGGAUGUUUCUUCAGAUCCUAAAGAUUCAGUGGAUUUGACUUCUCCAAUUUCUAGUAGCUCGACUUGUAGUUCAACUGUAACCUCACCUCUGGGUCACCAAGUCACUCUUAGAGUAAAAGAAAAUAGGGCAAAGAGACCUCUUAUACGACCAAACAGUAUUGCAUUCUCCAAAUAUCCGACCUUUGACCUUGGGUCAGACUGUCAGGAAUCACCGAGUUCGGCAAGUAGUACAUCACAGGACGACUCUGCCGAUACCUAUCUUGUACAAAAUGGAAAGCGCUCAAAGGCUUCAGAAUCGCAUGUGGGACGCUAUACAGAGCGGGAUGUGUAUCGACAAAUCACCGCAGCGAUGGAAAGUGCAAUGUUCAGAACACAAGUGUAUGAGGCGAGUCGUAAAGCCCGUAGCCUGGAUGAUAUGCUAGCUUCAGGAGAAACAGUGUCUGGGAAAUCCUCAGGAUCUGUGUGUUCUCCAUUUGGGAAAUUUCAACUGCGGUGUGGCUUGGGACCAGAAAGAUUUAAUUCUCCAGGAGCGUACGAAAACUUGCCAUGUCAUGCAUCAAAGGAUGUGUACCAGUCCAGUAGUAGCAUAUCUUCUAAUGGCAGUCAUGGGUCAUUGCACGGGAGCCUGGAGAUCAUACAGGUUGGGGAGUGUCCUAAAAAGCGACGGAAAACAUCAGAGAAAUAAUGGGAUGACAACGGACUUUGAAUCCCACAAUGCAACACUUGAAAUCAACCAAUGAAUAUAAAGAACAACCAAACAAACCUCAGGAACCUGGCAUUUACAGACACCCCCACUGGCCUGUAGAGAGCUCCGUGCCUUACGAAAUCCAAAUUCUCUGACAUGAAGUUUAAGUGAGUAAUGAACUAUGGAGUACCUCAAGGAGAACCUCUUCAUCCCUCACUGUUCAAACAAAGUAGAAAUGAUGUAUGUGGAUACCAUCUGUAUUUCAAACAGUCCAAAAGGUUAAAGUUUUCAGGAGCAUUUUUAUACAGUUGCAUGUAUAUGACACAGUGUGCAUUUUAUUGUAAAGUUUGUACAUGUGAAUGUUCAUUCAAUCUGUGUUAAUUGUUGUGAUUAAGUUAGAGUAAGUAAUUUUGACAACUUCAAACACAAAACAUUUAAUCAAGCACAUUAAGGUUUACUUUGAACUGUUUACAGUAUUUAGGGUUUUAAUUAUGGGAAUAAGUUGUUCCCAAAUCAUUGUUCAGUAUUUGAUAUGUGAUGUUUGUUGUUAAAUGUUAAGAAUUCUCAGGAAAAAUCAAGUUGUAAUCAGGAGGAGGAAAGAGGGUUUUCUUUCAUUUUAUUUUCAAACCUGUCUAACCAUAUCAGACCAGACAAAGGGGUUUUCAUUAUUUAUAAGAAAGCAUUUUUAAAUGUCUUUGCAAAAAGGAACUUUUAUUAUAUAUUUCAAACAUUAUAUUCUGGCAUAUAUAUUCACCUAUGUUUCUAUUUAAAGUACAUUUAUUUCUAAACCUUUUGUAUUGUGCAAUUAGAAUUAGAACAAUCAGGAUCAGGCAAAGAUUUUGUGAAUGAGGGUUCAUUGCAACUUUUUAAAUACUUGCAAUGUAAAUUAAUAUUGUUUUUUGAACAAUCCAUUUACACUUGUUAAGGAGGUAUAUAUGCAUGUAUGUUUUUUUUCCCUGUAUAUGAGAAAAAAAAUACAAAACUGCAAAUUAAUACAUCAACUAACCUGCUUAAGAUUCAUAAAUAUAAUGAAGGAAAUUACAUCAAUUUGUUAAGAAUAAACGGUCAUCAUGGUUAUCUACUGCCUACAAAUCCUUUUUAAAAAUGUGCAGCUCUCAAAAAGAAUUAAGAUUUGUCAUUUAAAUUCUAUAAUUAUUUUGCUUCAAAAUGUUUGAUGAGCAAAAUGUUCACAUAUAUAAACUAAGUUUUUUUUUUAUAUAUUAAAUCACUUAUAGAGGAACCAGGAGGACCAGCACCUAUUUAUAACCUAGCUCUCAACUAGUAAUUUAUUUUCUCAGUCUUACAUCUUAAUAUUGAUUAUGGGUAUUGUGAGAUACACUUCCUGAUGUUGAGAUGCUGAGUUUGAGAUACUGAGUUUGAGAUAUUUUUCUAGAGUGUCUUAAGGAGCGUGAUACUGUUGCAUUCAAAGAGUCUUUAUGUAUAGAAAACUGUGAUUGUGUAUAUAUUUCCUGGUGCGUGUUUAGAGUAAGGUUUUCAUAUUUUCACAGAGUAAUAUAAACCAUGUAUAUACAUGUAGAUUUAUUUAUUCAUUUAUUUAUGUGGACUUCACAUUUUGUGUCAUCAAGUUCCCGGUUUUAUCUUUCAUGGUUGUGUUAGCAGAAUCUGGUCACAGAAAAGUAACGUCAGUAAAUGACAGGACAUAUUGAUGGGAGGGGGAGGGAGUAUGGCCAUCUUUACUCUAAAGUAUAAGCUCA
Saccostrea echinata is the source of this 5369-nucleotide messenger RNA. RefSeq lists its product as uncharacterized. Lineage: Eukaryota; Metazoa; Mollusca; Bivalvia; Ostreida; Ostreidae. Gene Ontology annotation, biological process: negative regulation of MAPK cascade; protein dephosphorylation. Bases 331 to 3654 code for a protein of 1107 amino acids. Gene Ontology annotation, cellular component: cytoplasm. The transcript is spliced from 10 exons. The record is from RefSeq and is a predicted model, not a curated record. Gene Ontology annotation, molecular function: MAP kinase tyrosine/serine/threonine phosphatase activity; protein tyrosine/threonine phosphatase activity.